This is a messenger RNA of Lactuca saligna, 459 nucleotides long. NCBI's taxonomy places the organism in Eukaryota, Viridiplantae, Streptophyta, Magnoliopsida, Asterales, Asteraceae. The record is from the annotation of a GenBank genome assembly.
AUGAGCUGCUUGCAACAGCUAGACCGGCAGAUCGUUGGAAGCAUAGGAGUUGUGGCUGUAGGUCUGGAUUUAGGGAAAGAAGGGCCACUGGUUCACAUUGUUGCCUGCAUCGCUUCAUUAUUAGGUCAAGGUGGGCCCGAUGACUGCAAAUUCAUCCCUCAAGCUCCCCCCGAUGGUCCUCUGGUAAAGAAAGGUGGAAUGCCACCUGGACCUCGUGCUGGUUUCUCUAUGUGUGUACAUAAAAAGCGUACUAUGUUAUUUGGUGAAGUUUUUGACAUGGAAGCUGAAGAAAACUCGGGCACUGACCUCAAUCCAAGGCUACAGAUUCUUCCACAAAAGUUAAACAAGAAAUCAGGGAAAAAAUCCAAACCUAGUUCAGGCUUCAUUGCACCUACGGGUGGUGUUGCAGCAAGAGGUGGUUUUAGAAAGGUAUUGGCUGGGAGUUUAGCUUGCCUUUAA